This is a messenger RNA of Anthostomella pinea, 2100 nucleotides long. Lineage: Eukaryota; Fungi; Ascomycota; Sordariomycetes; Xylariales; Xylariaceae. The record is from the annotation of a GenBank genome assembly.
AUGUCCGCCUACGACUACGACGCUCCUCCGCGUGAACAUGGACGCCGAUACUACGACGACCGGAGGGAGAGAGUCGACCCACGCUACACCGAAACCCAGGAGACUUACUACAGAGUAAAUCCAGCCAGCCGCACCGCCCUGGUCCCGCGCGCGAGGGAGGACAGCGACCUCGCCAUCGAGGAGGUUCGCCGCGACUUCCCCCCGCCCGGAUACGCCGCAAGAGACAUCCGCAGAGCCCGUUCGGUCGAGCAUGGCUAUGACGACGACUACUAUCGCGAGCCGCGCCGCUCCUACGAUGCACCUUCCUCCCGAGAUCCCCGCCGCAGCAAGAAAGCCGCCAGUGUCUACUACGAGGAAGAGGAGAGGACACGCAAGCGCGUUCUGUCCAAGCAAGAGAAGAUUAUCGCCGCCGUUGCUGGCGGAAUCAUCGCCGCCGGCGCCAAGGAGGUUUGGGACCGGAGGGAGGCCGAAAAGGAGGGCUAUGAAGUUCAUCGCAACAUCGCCGGUACAGCCGCUCUGGGCGCCGCCGGUGCCUUUGCAGGCUACCAAGGCGCCGACAUCUACAACAAGCACGCCAUCAAGGAAGACAAGAAGUCCACCUACAUCGUACACAAGGGCCGAGAUGGCCGCGUCAACGAAUACUACUCCGAUGACGAAGAGGACCCCCGGCACCGGAAGGGCAACAAGUCCUUCCUGGAGAGUGCCCUUUCUGCCGCGGGGUUGGGAGGUGCCAUCAAGGCCCUGACUGGCGGUGGCUCCGACAGGGAUGACCGCCACGACUCGCGAAGUCGCCGUGGUAGUCCCGACUCGCACCGGUCGCGGGACAAUCCAUCCGCCAGAAUGCAGAAGGCUGCCAAGGCAUCUCUUGUUGCUGGCGCCGCCGAAGCCUUUCGAGUGGCUAGAGAACCAGGUGGCUGGCAGGGAGAGAAGAUGAAGCGCGUCAUCACCGCUGCUGCUGGCGCUGCCGCCAUCGAUGCCGCCCACGAUCCUUCCAAGGAUAGCAAGCGCCACCUUGUCGAGUCCGUCAUCGGUGGCCUUGUCGGCAACCGCGUGUUGAACGGUACCAAGAAGGACAUAGAGGAGGAUUAUCGAACGGGCAGGAGUCGCUCUCGAUCUCGUGCUCGCUCUGGUAGUCGCGGCGGUGGUGGCAGUGGCCUUGCGGCACUGGCCACGGCUGGCUUGGGCGCUUUGGGCGCCAAGAAGCUUGUCGAAGCUCGAAGCCGGUCCCGCUCGCGCCGCCGAAGCUAUGACUCUUAUGAUAGCCGGGACCCUUCUCCACGCAGACGCCGCAGCCGCAGCCGUAGCAUUGUCGAUGGCGCACGACGCAGCCUGGCCAAGAUUGGUCUUGGCAGUGGACCGGACGAUAGGCGAGAGGACGACUACGACGACCGCUCACCCCGGAGGGCUCGGGGUCGAAGCCCGGAUGACCGGUAUGACGAUGACUACGCAGCUCGGGGCUACAUGAGGGGAGGGAAGAGUCCGGAGGACGAUGGUUACUAUGAUGAUGAUCGUUCUGCCGGUGGGCGAUCCCGCAGCCGUUCACGAGGAGGUAGGUCUAGUUCCGUUUCCAGCAGCGAUCUUGGUGAUUCGGACGAAGAUACGAAAAAGACGGGCAAGAUGCGGCGUAAGCAACUCAUCACGGCAGGGCUGGCAGCUGCCGCCACGGUUCAUGCAGCGCAUGGCGUAUACUCGAGCAUGAACGCGCGCGAGGCAAGGCACAAGGCAGUGGCGGAGGGUAAACUGAGCCCACAGGAGGCCAGAAAGCUGAAGACAAAGGCAAUCUUGCAAGAUGCGGCGUCAGUCGGUGUAGCAGCGCUCGGCAUCCAGGGUGCCGUCUCUGAGCUUAAGGAGGCACGGGCGCAAGCCAAGGAAGUCCGUGAAUGGAAAGAGGAGAAGCAAAGACGUCACGAGAGACGUAUUGAGCGGCUCAAGCGGGCAAACUCCGACCACUACGGCAGAUCCAGAGCUGACAAUUGGAAUUCUUCAGCCUCUCCGCAGGCCAAUCGGUAUGACGAUGGGCCCACCCGUUAUACAGAUGGGAAUCCAUACUCGGCUGCUCUGCCUGCGCCUCCUAUGGGCUACGACAGGCGUAGAGACUGA